GUCCAGCCGGAGUUGACGUCAGCAGCAUCUCACCUCUCCACGUUUCCAGCGAGCAGCCAGCGGCAUACUCGCCAGCGGGCCGCCGAACUCUCCCUUCCCGUUCAUUGGUAGCCUGGAGCGCCUAUCAGGAGCAGUCGACUCCGGGACAUUCCCUAUCCGCGUGCUCCGUCGGAAGUGGUCGUCGCUUCGCUCUGCUCCAUUGGACCUAACCGCUGUCGUUUGGGUUCCUUCACGUUGAGAACCGAACGCCUCUCCGGUUCUGUCUGCUGAGCCGCCUUCAUAUUGGCUGCUAGGAGCUGCGGCGAUCACGGCAGGACUGGGGCCCCCACCAUGACGAAAUCCGGACUGUUGCGGCGUUCAAAGAACAAUUUAGUUUUUAAAUCACUUUGACCAGUGUUUUAGUAAUUUAUUUUAAACUGUCCGGAAUGGUACCGUCCAGUAUUAGCUUAAAGCUUUCAUCCGACUCCUUGGUCCUCAAGAGGGAUUUGUGCCUGACUUUUCUCAACAGCCAUUUUUUGCAGACAAAGAGCCGUUGAGUAGGCUUUCAGGAGGCUACCGGGUCAGUGGGCCGCUGCUGUAAAUAAAGUGAGACGCGAACCGGAAAAGCCUCUGCCGAUCACAUUUCAACAACGGAUUAUGAAAGAACGGAUAACUUUCAAAACACGCAGAUUUUUCUUGAUGUAAGAGAAGCUGUCGGAGCGGACUUCUUACCGGACCUGGCCGGGGAACCCCUUGGGAUUCCCCCGGAGGAGCUGGCCCAAGUGGCUGGGGAGAGGGAAGUCUGGGCCUCUCGACGCUACUGCCCCCGCAACCCGACUGCAGAUAAGCGGAUGAAAAUGGAUGGAUGGACAAAUAACAGAUUUACACGUCCAGGGGGCUCCUUUAAAGAAGAAAGUGGACAACAUGUGGAGCAGCCUGAAAAGCAGAUGCCAGACUCUCUUCCAUAGCACAGGAUGCAACGAAGGCCGGGCUGAGGCAGAUGCGGUCCACUGUGUGGUGGAUCUGGGUGAAGGAAGCCGCACAGGUGAAGCUCAAGGGCAGCAGGCUUCCAGCCCAUCCUGGAGCCUCCUACCGGGGCCCGUGGUAACCACAGGACGCAGCCAUCAUAACUGUGCAACAGAUGUCCCACAGAUAGUAGAGAUCUCCAUCGACAAAGACUCUGAUGAUGGUCGGGGGAGCUCAGGUGGCGUUCCCAUGGCACGCAGAGACUCCUAUUCCCGCCAUGCUCCAUGGGGCGGCAAGAAAAAGCACUCGUGUUCCACCAAAACCCAGAGCUCUUUAGAGACAGAACGGCGUUCCGGGCGCUUAAGAGGAUGUGGGAACCGUAGAGACCGGCGCUAUGGAAUCAGCUCCAUUCAGGAAAUCAAUGACUCCUCAUCUGGUGGGCGUGGUCUAAGUGGCCGUUCCUUUCGCCAGCGGCUAAGUGAUACGGUUGGGUUGUGUUUACCACUGUCUGUCCGGAGACACGCGCACUCAUCUAAGAACCCGGCCAACUCUAAGCGGAAGAUUCAUCUGACGGAGCUCAUGCUAGAGACCUGUCCCUUCCCACCGGGCUCGGACCUGGCCCACAAGUGGCACCUGAUCAAACAGCACACGGCACCUGUCAGUCCACAUUCCUCCACUGCCCUUCUGGACGCAUUUGACUCAGCUCAACCUUCACCUGAGGAUGAGGAAGAACGUCUGCGUGAGCGCCGUAGACUUAGCAUUGAGGAAGGGGUCGACCCACCACCCAACGCACAGAUCCACACCCUGGAGGCCUCUGUGCCGGGUUCGUCUCUCUACAAACUUGGACCAAAGAUGGCUCCUGGCAUGGGAGAGGCCUCUGGGGAAGCUCGGACCUCCGGGUCUGGCAUCUCUCUGGCAGCCGGAGCAUCAGGGGCAUGUGGACAGGUGCUGGGAUGUGGAGCAUCCUCUCAAGACUGUGAUUCUGAGGAGGAUUCAACCACCUUGUGUCUACAAGCCAGGAGGCCAAAGCAGAGGCACGCCUCUGGAGAUGGUCACCAGAGCAGGCAGCAGCCUGGACCCUGGAAGGUUCACACCCAGAUAGACUACAUCCACUGCCUCGUGCCAGACCUUUUACUCAUUACAGCUCUGCCAUGUUACUGGGGCGUGAUGGACCGCUAUGAGGCAGAGGCUCUGCUGGACGGACGCCCCGAGGGCACCUUCCUGCUGCGCGACUCGGCCCAGGAGGACUACCUCUUCUCCGUUAGCUUCCGCCGCUACAAUAGAUCUCUGCACGCACGCAUUGAGCAAUGGAACCACAACUUCAGCUUUGAUGCUCACGACCCUUGUGUUUUCCAUUCUUCCACCGUCACAGGACUGCUGGAGCACUACAAGGACCCGAGUGCUUGCAUGUUUUUUGAGCCGCUGCUUACGGUGCCGCUCCAUCGGACCUUUCCCUUCGCCCUGCAGCACCUGGCUCGAGCCGCCAUCUGUCGGUGGACCACUUACGAUGGCAUAGGCUCUCUGCCGUUGCCCCCUGCCCUGCAGGACUUCCUUAAGGAGUAUCACUAUAAACAGAAAGUACGAGUCCGCUGGCUGGAGAGGGAGCCACCACUCAAGGUGAAGUAGGGCUGGCCUUUCCAUCGCCUGAACGCACACGGCGGGAGGUUCCUUGGUAGCCAGUUAAAGGCUGUAUGUCUUUCAGAUGGGGGAUAGAAUUAAUUAUAACAAGCUACUUCAAAGUUUAUUCUAAUCUUUGUUUUUAUUAAUGACAUCACAAAUGCACACAUAUGAUAUUCUGUGUAAACCUGUUUUAAUGGGGGGGGGCGUCUCCUCUCCUGGUUUGUGUUAAACGUCUGGCUGAUUCCUCCACACCCCGCCUGCAUGCUGACCGUUCAUACCACACAACCGUUUGACUCUGUUGUACAGUCCGCUUUGUGCUCGAGUCCCCCACUCCGCCCGGCGGAGCGUUGGUGACACAUCUUCCCCAGGUGUGCCGGUUCAGAGCUGGCCCUGCGUGCAUGAGCAUCAGGUGUGUAAAGGUGGAGUCAUCUGGCUAAACAGGUGAAACGUAUGCUGCUGUGUGGCCGAAGGGACACUCUGUAAGGGAAUGAUCACAAUUCCUUCUGCUCUGCUAGUCGUCUUCUCAUGCAGCACUCUUCUCUGGCGAAUGAAUCCAACAUGGCUGCUGCCUGUAGCAACCUCGUCUCUGACGUAGCACAUCCCACUAAUUCGGAGUGACAGCUAGAACAACAAACUGGUUUUCCCAAUCAUGUGACUUAAGACCUCAUCCAGAACCAGAGUGUGGGCAUCCUGGAGGCUACCUGGGGUCCUCCGGGACUGUUGCUCCUGUAAGAUGCAGAAUAAGGCAUUUGUUAGAACGAUGAAAGGGGGGUUCGUGUCUCCAGCAUAAAAGCUUCAGCUGUGAAUGAUUUUAGUUCCUGCUGGCUUGUCUGGUUUCUGUUGAAACCUGGAACCUUCGUGCCUUUUUCAGAACCUUUGGUCUGGUUCUGGUGGGACUGGUGAAGGUUCAGUCAUCCAGGCUACGGUCCUCUUGGGUUUACUUUAUUUCUGAUGAGCUUCUCUUCUGAGGACUUCUCACAAUGAAACAGAAAAGUGCAAAGUACCAAGCUUAUAAAACAACAGGUGCAUGAGCUCUGAGCUCACCUUCCUAUGGUGCACGUUAGACUUUAGUGGUGCUAUUUAAAUAAAAACCUGAAUACUAAAAAUAAGCUUUAGUUGUGUCUGUCUCACUCUGAUGCAUGCAUUAAUCUGUAUCUCACAAUAUUAGGUUGUUAUUAGGGAGUUGUUCUGCUCCAGUUCUACGUGUUCCACACUACUGCCUGGAAAAGGAACGUAGAUGCACUAAUUAGCAUUAUACCAUAAAAAUAGGCAUUUUAAAUGUCUCCUACAGGCCAGUAUCUCAGUGGGGCCUGGGCCUCUGGGACAAAGAUGAAUCAGAGUUGGAAAGGUUUUUCCAGCGAUCAGUUUAAGAAACGGCUGCUGAUUUACAUCAGCUGAGGGGAGCUGUUCAACAGUGAUUGGACCUAAAUCACUUCUGUUACAUUAAAACCAUAUAAAAUUACAUUUAAGAUGAUAUAAAGUAAUUAUCUAGCAUUCAGAUGUUUGUACGAAACGCAUGUGGACACCUACUAAUUAGACUCUGCUCGAUCUCGUUAAAUUAAUGUGUGCAGACAUGCUGCUAUGAAAGCACAGAAGAAUGAUUCUGACCUAUGAUGCUAUGGGAACCCAGAGGUCCAAAUGGGAUGUCGGAGGACAGAAACCGCUUUAGCGGGUUUUGUCCUGCCGUCUGGUGCUUAAUUCUUAAAAACACAAGAUGCAUCAGAGGGAAUGACUGCGUAGGAGGAGGAAAUUAAACUAACCAGAAUAAUUGUACUAUGAUGAAUGGCCUGUAUGUGAACAAGCACCUUCUAGGGUUCUACACUUCCCCCAAGGCACUUUACAACACAACAUUCAUUUGCCCACACACACAUGCUGGUGGGAAUGAGCUACAUAAUUGCCACAGCUGCCCUGGGGCGCACUGAUGGAGGCUGGCACCGCCGGUCCAUCUGACAACCACCAGCUGGCAAGGCGGAUGAAGGGCCUUGCCCAAAGACAACCGCAAUGGGAGUAAUGGUACCAGAGCUCAGCACUGAGCUGGUCCCGGUCCGGUGUUGGUGCUCUUUCAAGAGACGAAGCUGAGAUUUCUGGAGAGAAAUCUGCCAAAGUCGGAAGCACUUUAGUGUGAGUUUGUGUUCAACGGUGACGUGUGAAGGCCUCAUCUGGGAUCUAAAGACAGGAUUCGGGUGUUUUUAGGAGUUCAGCUACAGAAAAACCAGAUUCCUGUUUUGGAGCAGACUGGACCGUGAGGGGUGGUCUUAGCCACUCCUAUGAACGGAACGAUCUCACCGCGUUUUGCCCACACCGUGUUUUCCCUCCAUAAGAGGCAGCAGAAGCGGUUUGGGUUUGUUUUUGAAGCCUUGGUGGAGCUGUAGCCCCCCCACCCCGGUCCCAGUACGAGUCAUGGAUCCAGACCUUUAGAACAUUUAUUAUUGUUCCCCUACGGUAGAACGUUUGCUUAGGAGCUGAAUGCAAAUGAUGUCUAAAAAAACAGCCCUGAUUAUGCAACGGAGUGUCAACGUUUAAUGGUUGUAAUCCCGUCACUUUAAUGCUGUUCGUGCACGCUGGCGCCGACGCAGGAGGACCUGACAAUGAUGGGAACUCAUGGUUGUGGCUGUGCGGCGCCGCCACGUUCCCUGACCGCCUGGUUCGUUCUGACCUAUCACAGAAGCCACUGAGUCGUCAGACGAAUAUCUCUUCUCCUUUUUCUUUUCCUGCUGUCGGAUUGGAUGGAUAAUCAGUUCCACUUUUCAGUGUCUGUUCUGGUUUAACCUGUUUUUAUUUUCAAGAACCGUCUCAAUACAUCACAUGUAGUUGUCACUCUUGGUGCUUGGCUUAUGUUUCAUUGUCUUAAUAUUCCAAAUAAAACUGCGAUCCUCACCGGC
Messenger RNA from Nothobranchius furzeri (turquoise killifish), 5447 nucleotides. RefSeq names its product suppressor of cytokine signaling 5b (gene socs5b). Gene Ontology annotation, biological process: phosphatidylinositol phosphate biosynthetic process; intracellular signal transduction. Gene Ontology annotation, cellular component: phosphatidylinositol 3-kinase complex. The record is from RefSeq and is a predicted model, not a curated record. Lineage: Eukaryota; Metazoa; Chordata; Actinopteri; Cyprinodontiformes; Nothobranchiidae. Gene Ontology annotation, molecular function: 1-phosphatidylinositol-3-kinase regulator activity.